AUGAAACUGAAUGAAGCCUUAAACUUUGCUUUCAAAGACUACUUCAAGAGGCUUUUUAACUUCAAGAAAGACAGGGAUGGCUACUGGAAGUGGUUUGCAGGAAACUUGGCAUCGGGUGGUGCUGCUGGUGCCUCGUCUCUUCUGUUUGUAUAUUCUCUUGAUUAUGCUAGAACACGGUUGGCAAAUGAUGCUAAGGCUGCCAAAAAGGGUGGUGAAAGGCAGUUUAACGGUUUGAUUGAUGUUUACAAGAAAACACUUAAAUCUGAUGGUAUGGCUGGGCUUUACCGUGGAUUUAAUAUCUCAUGUGUUGGAAUCAUUGUCUACCGUGGGCUCUACUUUGGAAUGUAUGAUUCGUUGAAACCUGUAGUUCUGGUUGGUUCAUUGCAGGAUAAUUUCUUCGCUAGUUUCUUACUGGGAUGGGGUAUCACAAUUGGUGCCGGGUUGGCCUCUUACCCAAUUGACACAGUGCGUAGAAGAAUGAUGAUGACCUCGGGAGAGUCUGUCAAAUAUAAGAGCUCCAUGGAUGCAUUUUCACAGAUCGUCAAGAACGAAGGGGCUAAAUCACUCUUCAAGGGUGCUGGAGCGAACAUUCUGCGUGCUGUUGCGGGGGCCGGUGUACUUGCUGGUUACGACAAAUUACAGGUUGUCGUUUUUGGCAAGAAAUACGGCUCUGGCGGUGGUGGUUAA
Molecule: messenger RNA, 687 nt
Organism: Fraxinus pennsylvanica
Lineage: Eukaryota; Viridiplantae; Streptophyta; Magnoliopsida; Lamiales; Oleaceae
Source: the annotation of a GenBank genome assembly